Messenger RNA from Stegastes partitus (bicolor damselfish), 1221 nucleotides. RefSeq names its product biogenesis of lysosomal organelles complex-1, subunit 4, cappuccino (gene bloc1s4). Bases 30 to 755 code for a protein of 241 amino acids. The record is from RefSeq and is a predicted model, not a curated record. The transcript has 5 exons. Gene Ontology annotation, cellular component: BLOC-1 complex. Lineage: Eukaryota; Metazoa; Chordata; Actinopteri; Pomacentridae.
CACAGCAGUGGAGCAGAAAGACGGUCGACAUGGACCAUCACCGGAUUGACAGGGUGGGCCUGCUGUCUCCUCUGGAGGAGUCCAGCGCAGAGAUCAGCAGAGACAGCGGCAUCGUGUCCCAGAGCGCGAGCAGUCUGUCCAUGGUGAGCGAAAUCCUCAGCAGCGGCACCGUGUCGCAGAGCCCCAGCUUCGGAGCCGCGGCUAACGUUAUCCCCCAGAGCCCGAGCCUCAACGACGCGGCGGAGCCCGGUGCGACCGAGCAGCACGACCCGGAGGAGGACGACGAAGUCCUGCGACACGCCGCCUUCGGUUACUCUUCCUACAUCAGGGCGACCGCCGGAGAGGAGAUUCUGUGCUUGGAGAAGAGCUUGGAGGAAAUGCUGACAAGAGUAGACGAGUUUGUUGGAAUGCUGGAUAUGAUCCGUAACGAUACCUCCCAGAUAGUUAAUGAAAACCUACCUCAAAUCCAGCAGAAGUCAGAUGAAAUGAGACAAAUAUACAGAAGAAUCGAUAAGUUAGAGGCCUUUGUAAAGAUGGUGGGCGCCAACGUCAGCGCGAUGGAGGAGCAGGUCACACAGGCAGAGGGAGAACUGGGAACGCUACCGAGUGCUUUCAAGAAGAUGCUGCGCACAAUGAGUGUUCCAGGAUUCCUAAAUAAACCGGCCAGCCCAAGAAGACCAGCACCACAUCAGCGUCAAGAGAUACCCAGCGUGUUCCGGACAGAUGAUUAUUUCACAUCACAGCCAGAGCAGUGACGCACUAGAACAUUGAAAACAACUUGGUUCUAACCUCAGAGGCCUGUUGGGUGAAGCUGUAUAGACAACUUUUACUGCCAUCCUUUGCAAGAGGAUCUGUUGGUGCAGUGGCCUCAACAAAGCAAUAGUAGCCUUUCUGAACAAGUCACUGGAAGUCGAGUGCGUGGAGACAUUCAGCGUUUUUUGGGGGGUGUUUCCUGGCAGCAACAAGCACUGAACUGUAGCAAAAUGAUUUUAAAAGUGCCUAAAUGGGUCUUUCUGUCAAUUUUGUUUUCACUAAUUGUGAUGAAAACUAUGUCAGAUGUUAGGUUAGUGACCAGUCAGGAGUACAGAGUCAUCCCCCUUGCCAAUAGGACACUGUAAAGAAGGUACGUUAUGAGAAGCUGUAAAGAUCUUUAGAUGUAAUACAUGAAGAAUUAACCCAGCUCUUUUUAUGAAUUACAUUCCUGUUGGUGUUUGUAAAGAC